GGAGCAGAGGAGGGGAGGGGAGGAAUUCGGAAGAUUACAGCUUUACAGCUUUCCCGGCGCAACGGCGCGAGAGCUUUUAGUCCGUGUAUUAUCUUUUGGAAUAGAUUAAGUACAUUCUGACACAAUCGUACGAAUUUGUUUUCAUUUCGUUGAUCUUGUCUGUAUAAAACCUAGUCUCUUUGAUUGGAUUACAUACCUGCAAACUCCGAAAACUUGGCGUCCUCUUUCCACAGCAGAAAAGGUGCAGUAGACUUUCAAAAUGCUAGCGACAAGUCGCUCACGCCGCAGCAAUGCAGGUGCUCAAAUGGCAAAACUAUUGGAGGAUUUGCAGGAAGAUGACUUUUACAAGUCAACUUAUGGGGGUUUUGAAGAAUCAGAAGAAGACAACGAUUUUCAAUCCGGAGAUGAGAAAGAAGUUGCAGAUGAUGUUGAUUCCGACUUCAGUAUUGAGGAGAAUGAUGAACUCAUUUCAGACCAUGAAGAUGACGCCCCCAAGAGACAGUCAAAAGUUGUCACCAAAGCUUACAGGGAACCAAAGCCAGCCCCUCAACCAGGAGCUCCAGAGAAAAAGCCCAAGGUCCCUAAGCAACGCAAGCCCAAAAUGACAGCAGAUAUGUAUGAGAGGAAGUCCAUUAGAAAAUCAACAGUUAAAAAGUCAGAAGAAACACAAUUAAGGGUGAAAAAAAGGAAAGAAGAAGGGCCUCGUAAACAUCGUAGGCACAGGGACUACUUUUAUGAACCAACCCAAGAAGAAAAACUAGCAGAGGCAAGGGUUACAGAGGAAGAAAAUUUAAAAUCUUUAGAAAAAUAUCAGAAAAUGGAACUAGAAAAAAAGAAAACGAGAGGGACUAAGAAACGUAUUAUUGGUCCGACUAUUCGUUAUCAUUCAGUUGCAAUGCCAGUACUUGAAGAAGUGCCAAGUAAUCAUGGACUUGUGACUGAUGAAAGGAUCAACGUUGAGGAUACUAUUGAUGACGCAACAAUGUCUGGCGAUGCUCUAGACCCCCAGCCUGUGAAGGAGCCUGGGGAGAAAGUGAAGGAAGAAGGCGAACAAUCAGAAUCUUCCCUAUCAAAACUUUAUCCACGCUGUGAGCGAACAUUCUUAACAUUCAGUGAUGAAAGCAUUUUCCGACGAGCAUAUCGCCUGAGGAAAGCCAGAGCUCCACAACGAAGUUAUUGCCUUAUAACUAGACAAAGGGCAAAGUAUAAGGAUCCUGCAACACAAGCACCCUUUUGUAAUGCAUCAACUUUCCGUGCUUUGCGUGAUGUUCUUGCUCUACAUUUGGAGCAUAGACCAAGUAAUGAUCCUGAAACAAUUCAGUGGCUGGAAUACAAGCAGAAGGAAAGAGAGGAAAGACAGGCAGCUGCUCAGCAAAUUGCCUGUAAAGUUCGACUCACACCUAGUAUGCAGGCUGCUCAUGUCCUGCAGGCUGUGGCCCAGGGCACCAACCAGGCUGCAGCUUCAUCAGCUUAAAAUAAUGAGAUAGUUUUAAUAUCUCUUUUUAAUAGCAUAACAUAGGUAUAUUAGUUAUAUAUCCUCUAAAAACUGUGAUAUUUGUGGACUUUGAUUCUGUAAUGAAUUUUACGUAAACCAUGGAGUUAGAUAUAAUUGUACUAUUGAAAUAAGUAGAUGUAUGUAGCUAUAUGUAAAGGUCUUGUGGUUUUCUCCUUUAUGAGAAAACAGACUGAUAAUUAAUUGAUGUGUAAAUUAUGCAUUUCAGAAAUACUGAUCAAGUAUUAUAAAUUUCUGUUUUAAUGGAAUUCAAAUGUAGAGCGCUAUAUUUUCUUUCCCUUUUAAAUGAGCAGGCAAUGUACACCUUUUCUUGUAGCUCAUUCAUGUGACAUCAAAUCAACUUUAAUUGAAAGAUUUCUCAACCUAUUAAAAUGAUACUGACCACUGCAACAA
This is a messenger RNA of Frankliniella occidentalis (western flower thrips), 1906 nucleotides long. It is a transcript of the gene YL-1, whose product is annotated as vacuolar protein sorting-associated protein 72 homolog. Gene Ontology annotation, biological process: chromatin remodeling; regulation of DNA-templated transcription. The transcript is spliced from 8 exons. The coding region runs from base 260 to 1474 and encodes 404 amino acids. Gene Ontology annotation, molecular function: ATP-dependent H2AZ histone chaperone activity. Gene Ontology annotation, cellular component: nucleus. The record is from RefSeq and is a predicted model, not a curated record. NCBI's taxonomy places the organism in Eukaryota, Metazoa, Arthropoda, Insecta, Thysanoptera, Thripidae.